GGGCUGUGCCCACAAAAGCUCAUGAUACCAUCUACGUGCUACCAGACCAUUUGCUGACUCUCUCUGGGGAGUCCUGGCCUCUUUGCUGGCUCUGGGAGCCAGACGUGCAACCCAGGAGUCCUGCUGCCCCAGCCACAGCGCUGUCUCCACUGCCUCUGAGUUCUCCUGUGGUAUCCCACACAGGCACCUUGCUGGAUCCCAUCCAGGAGAGCGCACGCUGAAUUCACACACCCGCGAACACACCAGCCUGUGUGUUAUGAUAGGGUACCACCACCUGUUCAAGUACCCCCGUCAGUGGUACUGUAGCUUGGGGUGAGGGUAGGGUUAUGCUUUCAUCAAAGUCGAGGGCAGAAUUCCUUCAGACCUCAACGGGGGCAGGAUCAGGCCCUGGGACCAUAGCCGCAACAUGCCCACUACUUUCAGUGAUGCUUUAGCUGGAUAUUGUGGUGACAUUCACUUGUUCUGAGACGUGGCUGGGGCUAUUUUUGAAAGGAUUAAACCUAAUCCAGUAAUGAUGCCUGUCGUUUUUUGUCCGCAGACAGGGGCUUUAUUUUUAUUACUAAAUAUAGAGACAUGAGAAGAUCUGGCAUCUGUUGAGCUUGAAGUGGCUUUUCUGCAAACCAAGCCAAGCUAGUAACAAAAAAACCAACAAAAAGCUAGUCUGGGUGGCAUCCUAUGAGACAGUUAAUUUGCCUCUCUUUUUCAAAUCACUUAGUGCAAAUAUCAGCCCAACAUAGUACUGACCUACAUUCUCUCCCUCCCUCCCCCAAAACAUGUCCCACUUCUGCUCAAAGAUGGGAUCUUGUGAUCUGCUGUUUGUAGGUCGACGAAAAUUAUUUGAAAAUCAGAACAGUGUUGACCGACUCUCAUAUAUCCUGUCAGAUCCUGUUUGUCUCUGGAUAGGCAGGAUAUGGCUAUGAAAGGCCUCAACUAAAGUAAUUAAAAUGAGUAAAACAAACAAGGGCUAUUAAAUUUUACUUUACUGUUAGAUUUUAACCUCUUUCUUACUGCACAGCGAGUUGUGUGAGCUAAAGCGCACCACAAAUGUUGCCCAAUGUCCUCUGUGGACAGGUCUAAUGAAAUAUCACUUGAAGUGCUACUGCUGUGGAAUAGAUGCUGUGUCAGUGUUGCAAAAUGAAAGGGCCAAAGAAAUGCUUCCUUGCUUGCGAUCUGUUGGACUGCCUGUGGUACCGUCUCUCCAAGUGGAGCAGCGAAAGCCCUCAUCAUUUGGGCUGAACAGAGUACAGGAGACAAUACAGUGCUGGAGGGGGAGGAGGGAACCCUCAGAUACUUGUGCUAUCCGCACCUAGUGCAAUCGAUGCUUUUGGUCUGUUGAAAACCCUAGUCCUGUGAUGAGCAUUGCAUGGGCUCAGGGCUCCAUCUUCAUGGAGCUCAUUGCAAGAUUGGGGUCUGAGCUCGGGAUUUGGCAUAUUACGUAGCGGGAUAGACACAGAAUAUUUUAACUGUCCUUUAGUGACCGUUCUAAAUAUAGUGCUGCUAAGUACAGGAAAUCACACUACUGAGGAGGGGAAUUUAUCCCAGCCCCAGUAUUACAAAGCAAUCAUAAAUCCCCUUGGGGAGGAUCUGGCCUAGCCCCAUGUCCUUGGGGAGAUGCCAGCCUGGGAGGCAUGCCUGAGAAAAAAAACUCUGCCGGUAGUUAUUUAGGAAUGCAGGUAUCUAGCGGGAGGUGACAGGCUGGUGUAAGUGUAGGUGAGGUCAGAAUUUUGCCUUGGGACGUUGUGCUGAAGAUAAUAAUUGUAAUUCCCUCCAUUCACGCUCCGUUCAUGUGCGGUAAAUUGAGACACUGGCAUCUGACCUUUACCCCGUCCCAGCGGUUGUUAGAGCGAGAGCCUGGCCGAUUUGCUGAGUAUGAAAUGAAUAUAGCGUUGCAUGAAGCCAGCAGCUAAAUUUGUGUCUUCAGACUGGUAAACAUCUUAGGUAUUAGACUGUAGAGGCACUUGGUGACUGCCUCGUUGUGCCGCUGCCCCGUGCCGAAGACGCCCCAUGUCCCACCGCAAGUUUUCGGCUCCCAGACAUGGCCACCUUGGCUUCCUCCCUCGUAAGAGAAGCCGUCGUCACCGAGGGAAGGUGAAGACCUGGCCCAAGGAUGAUCCCAGCAAACCAGUCCACAUGACAGCCUUUCUGGGCUACAAAGCCGGCAUGACGCACACCCUGCGAGAAGUUCACAGGCCAGGACUGAAGGUGUCCAAGAGGGAAGAGGUGGAAGCAGUGACGAUAGUGGAGACUCCCCCUCUAGUGGUGGUUGGGAUUGUGGGAUACAUAGAGACCCCCAGGGGCCUGAGAAAUUUCAAGACCAUUUUUGCUGAGCACCUCAGUGAUGAAUGCAGACGCCGCUUCUACAAGAACUGGCACAAGAGCAAGAAGAAGGCCUUCACCAAGUACUGCAAAAAGUGGCAGGACAAGGACGGGAAGAAGCAGCUGGAGAAGGAUUUUGCGGCCAUGAAGAAGUACUGCAAGGUCAUUCGAGUCAUCGUGCACACCCAGAUGAAGCUGCUCCCCCUGCGUCAGAAGAAGGCCCACGUGAUGGAGAUUCAGCUGAACGGCGGGACGGUGGCCGACAAGGUGGACUGGGCCCACGAGAAGCUGGAGAAGCAGGUCUCCGUGCACACCAUCUUCAGCCAGAACGAAAUGAUUGACGUCAUUGGGGUGACCAAGGGGCGCGGGAUGAAAGGGGUGACCAGCCGCUGGCAUGCCAAGAAGCUCCCGAGGAAAACCCACAAGGGCUUACGCAAAGUGGCCUGCAUUGGAGCCUGGCACCCGGCCCGCGUGGGCUACUCCAUUGCCCGGGCUGGCCAGAAGGGCUACCACCAUCGCACGGAGCUUAACAAGAAGAUUUACCGUCUCGGCCGCGGGAUCCAUGUAGAAGACGGCAAAGUGGUGAAGAACAAUGCCUCCACGAACUACGACGUCACCGAGAAGACGAUCACGCCGCUGGGUGGAUUUCCUCGCUAUGGUGCAGUUAACAACGAUUUCAUCAUGCUGAAGGGCUGCGUCGUGGGCACGAAGAAACGCGUGCUCACUCUCAGAAAGUCCCUGCUGGUCCACAGCAGUCGACGGGCCAUGGAACCCAUCGAACUGAAAUUCAUUGACACCACUUCCAAGUUUGGCCACGGCUGCUUCCAGACUGCCCAAGAGAAGAGAGCUUUCAUGGGCCCUCAGAAGAAACACCUGGUGAAGAAACCGGAAUCCCAGGAAGAUUUGUAGGGGAUUGAAAUACACAUGGCACCUUACCCCGCCACCUCCAAUAAAGGGACAUCAAACCAA
This is a messenger RNA of Pelodiscus sinensis (Chinese soft-shelled turtle), 3285 nucleotides long. It is a transcript of the gene RPL3L, whose product is annotated as ribosomal protein L3 like. Lineage: Eukaryota; Metazoa; Chordata; Testudines; Trionychidae. Gene Ontology annotation, molecular function: structural constituent of ribosome; RNA binding. Gene Ontology annotation, biological process: translation. Gene Ontology annotation, cellular component: ribosome; cytosolic large ribosomal subunit. The record is from RefSeq and is a predicted model, not a curated record.